AUGGGGAAAGCAGCCAGAGAGCAGCUGAGUCGAACCCUUAAUGAGCACCUGAACACUACCCAUGAGACCUUUCAGUUGUUGGAUCAAACACCAGCUUCAUCUCUUGAUAAAGUCAGCUGGAAUGAGAUUGGGCAGCUUAUAGAAUCCUUAUCCAAGGCAUCAAUUACAAGGAUGGCUACAAUUGGCCACAAUGGCCAUAUUUUACAGGGUGCAUUUUGGGUCUUUAGAGCUGGCACAGUUGGAAUGCUUUGGACUGGAGAAACACCAGAAGUUAAAGCACUCGAAGAGAACAUGGCAACAUACUUCAAUACACUACAGGGUUUCCUAUUACUUGCACAUGGAAGUUCAGUAGGUGCAGGACCUACCCUUUUGUCUAGCAUCCAUGCAUCCGUGAAACAAGUUGUCGAUUGCAGUUUUAUGUUAUUGAAAGAGUCUGUCUCUGCCUAUGGAUCUCGCAGUAAAGACCAGAAACUCUCAAUCCCGCAGUUGGUAGGUACAGUCUGGGAUGCUUGUAGUGCCCUUAAGAAGACUCCUGCUACCAAUAUCACUGCAAUCGGGCGAGCAAUGACGCAAGUUGCAGUUUCCAUGAAGGAUGUUCUCCGGGAGAUGGAGGAGCUUAAGCCAGCUUCAUCUGACCCAGUAGAUGAAGCUUUGGAUGAGACCUCUAUACAACCUGAAGGUGAACCCCAUGAAAGUGAUGAUUCAUGUGGAGGAGAUUUGGGCAAUGACCUGUCACCCGAAGAGAUUAAAAUUGCUCAAGUUGCUAUUAAUGUUGUGUCUGGAACAGUUGCAGUCAUAAAGGAACUUAUCCGUUCCAUCACAGGAUUGCUUAAGCAGGAGAAUUCUGAUAACAGCAGUGAUUUUGUGAACUCUUUGGAGGGACUGUUGAAGCUCUGUCAAGGAAUUGGCCAACAGAUUGAUGAGCUUGGGGCUUGUCUUUACCCUCCACAAGAAGUUCCUGCUAUGAAAGCUGCUUCAGAAAAAAUGUCCAGCAUUCUUGAUGAAAUGCAAGUGGAGUUGGAAAAUCAUAAAGGCUCUUCAGAAGCUUUCCUCAAAGCAUGCACUGAUUUAAGGAAUUGGUUGAGACAACUGGAAUCUGAACUAGUUUGCUCCAGUGCUACUGAUCUAGUGCCCCAAAUGGAGAAACUUUUGUUGAGCAGUUAG
Molecule: messenger RNA, 1164 nt
Organism: Ilex paraguariensis (yerba mate)
Lineage: Eukaryota; Viridiplantae; Streptophyta; Magnoliopsida; Aquifoliales; Aquifoliaceae
Source: the annotation of a GenBank genome assembly